Messenger RNA from Venturia canescens, 1643 nucleotides. RefSeq names its product Hydroxysteroid dehydrogenase like 2 (gene Hsdl2). Lineage: Eukaryota; Metazoa; Arthropoda; Insecta; Hymenoptera; Ichneumonidae. Gene Ontology annotation, cellular component: mitochondrion. The coding region runs from base 222 to 1223 and encodes 333 amino acids. The transcript is spliced from 7 exons. The record is from RefSeq and is a predicted model, not a curated record.
GCUGUAUUUUUAACUCCAAGACUGAACUUUGUACCGUUAUAUCCAUAAUUCGACGUUCAUGAGAGCAUUAAUUCCUAUUAUUAUUGAUACGCUGCCACUCCAAAAACAGAAUUCGAUAACCAGUUUUCACCUUCUCAUAGGGAACAGACGAGUUCAUUGUAUCUCAAAUCUAUUCGGCUAUUAGAGUAACCUAGAAAAAUAAUCUCAAGAAUUUUCCCAGAAUGAUUAAUACAGGAAAGCUUGCCGGUCGGACAGUCUUCAUAACCGGCGGUUCUAGAGGAAUUGGGAAAAGUAUUGCCUUAAAAGUCGCCAGGGAUGGAGCCAACGUUGUCAUCGCGGCUAAAACAGCUCAAGCUCAUCCAAAACUUCCUGGCACAAUUUACACUGCAGCAAAAGAAAUCGAAGCUGUUGGCGGUAAGGGCUUACCGUGCAUAGUGGAUGUGCGAAAUGAGGCUGAAGUCUCUACAGCCGUAGAGAAUGCUGUGAAACAAUUCGGUGGGAUUGAUAUAUUGAUCAACAAUGCCAGUGCCAUAUCACUUACAGAUACGCUGUCAACGGAAAUGAAAAAAUACGACCUCAUGAAUACCGUGAAUACCAGGGGGACUUUCCUCGUAUCAAAGCUGUGCAUUCCUCAUUUGAAGAACAGUUCAAAUCCUCAUAUCGUGAAUAUAAGCCCACCAUUAAACUUGAAUCCUUUUUGGUUCAAGAAUCAUGUUGCUUAUACUAUUGCUAAAUACGGAAUGUCUAUGUGUGUCCUCGGAAUGGCAGAAGAAUUCAAAGCAGACAAUAUCGCUGUCAAUGCUGUAUGGCCAAAAACAGCUAUUCAUACUGCGGCAAUAGAAAUGCUGAGUGGACCAGACAGCAAGAAUAUUAGCAGAAAACCAGAAAUAAUGGCUGAUGCCGUAUAUUCAUUAAUUUGUAAAGACAGUAAAAGUAUCACCGGUCAGUUUUUGACGGAUGAAGAUAUACUCCGCGGUGAAGGCAUCAAUAAUUUUAGCCAAUACGCUUGUAAUCCGGAUUGCAAGGAAACACUCAUGCCUGACUUUUUCUUGGAUUCGCACUCAGAAAAUACUGAGAUGUCAAACGUACAUACGUCGAAAAACUUUGGCGAGGGUCAAGUGGCUCAGAUAUUUUCGGCAAUAAACAACAAUUUGACUCCAGAACUGGUGAAAAUGACAUCAGCAAUUUUUCAAUUCAAUGUCAAAGAAAGCUUAAAACCAUAAAGAUCCCCUGUCGGAAAAAAAAUUGCUACAGGUACAACGAUGAUCGGCGGUUUCCUCAUUAUAUUACAAAAAUAAAUAAAAAUUCUCUUUAAAAAAAUCAUACCCCUAUUUUUUUUAAUUUUAACACAAAAAUUUAAAAAAAAAUAAAAGAUCAAGAAAAACAAUGUAUGGAAGAAAUAAAAGAAGCUCGCUUGAAAACAUGGUACCUACUGAAAUGGUUUUGCGCAUACAUCAGUAUCCACUAGGUAGAGAGAAAGAGAAAGUAUGGUCAUUAUUAAUGCGAAGAGCCGUAAGGUACUUUUGGCGCUGAUGAGCGAUAAUAAUGCUAUAAUACGUUAGUAGAAAUCGUGCGUUCAAACAGAAAAGAUAGUUUUGUACAUUCUAUGACACUUUUGAAAACUAAACGCUAAUCUUAACCUA